UGAUUAUAAAAACAUUUUAUGUUGAUUUCAACAAGUGGCAGGAUCAAAUAAUAAUCAUCUUUAAUCGUAUUGGCAACACAAAAAAAACGGGGAAAAAUUAGCGUCUUUAGUUCUCAAAUUUGUAUUUAUUCAAAUGGUGUUGGUUUAAUAACUCUAAAAGGUGAUUUAUGAAAUUUUACACAUGAAUCUGCAGGAAUUGGAGCGCUCAAAUUUUGAGCGCGUCUUGGAAUGGUCGCAAUUUUUUGACAAAUACUCCAAAGUUAGAGACAGUGAAGAAAUUCUUCUUGAAAAUUUGGAAGAUCACAUUGACCAAGAUGUUACUGGUGAAUUUGAAGAAGCGGAAGAAGAACCUGAAGAAAAUUUGCAAGAUAUUGCAAAUCUCAGUGGUUCGUCUUGUAACAAUACAAUAGCUAAUAUAAACAGGUUUAUAGCGUUGAAUCCUAACUUACCGCUUGAACCCAUAAAUAGAAAAGUAGGCAACGGCAGUUACGAUAUUGAUAGCGACGAUGAUGACAUACAAAAGUUGUUGAAUGAAACUGUACCUAUUGUAAUAGAACAUAAGCGUAGAUUGAAAGAAUCUGGUAUUGAUCGCAUUCUUGAUACAUUUGAUGCACAAAAAAUUGAAAAAGAAUUGGAUAAAUGGCUACUUCGCAAUCAUAAUGCAAACAAUUCACUUAUAAAUAAAACCGAUGACUUGAAAUAUACUGCACCGUAUACAACUGGUUUUAAUGACCACAAAUUCAAUGAAAGCUAUGAAUCUGAUGAAGACUCAAUGCAUUCGGUAGAUACAGCGCGUUAUAUUUUAUCGAACCAAAAGCGACAUGGCGGUAAAAAGCAAAAAUUCGGUUCUAUGUGCACAACAACAACAACAAUUAAAACAUAUUGUUUAUUGAAAAGUAAACGUGAUGCAUUAAAUAGAAAAUAUAAAACAUAUCCUGAGCAUUAUGAAGAUCAUAUUAAAGACAUACUUGAUCGCCGUUGCUUGUCUCAGAUACGCACAAAACGGAGCGAUAGUAAACAAUUUGGAGUAUGUGCAGAGAGUCAUAAUAUUAUAAAACGACGCAAAUAUUUACGUAAACGGCUUACAGAUCACCAUAAUUCUAUGCACACUGAUUCGACUGAUUCAUCUUCAUCUGAUGGCGAGAUCAAUGGAAAAUAUUUUACAUACAAAGAACUUACGAACAGAAAACGUUCCAUAAAAAGGCAAAAGACCAGUCGUAAGCGCAAUUUUAAUUGUUGUUGCUUGUAUCGCUGCCGUUGUGGACGACAGUGUAAUUUAAGUGCAACAAAUUCAUCAUAUCUCUCAUCGCAUAGUUUUGAAAACAAGCAUAGAGGGCAUAAAAAACCAAAUUCGGAGUUAGAGUUGGAUCCACGACCAUGUAUACGUGAAUCUGAAUGUGAUUGUGUAAAUGAUGGUAAAUUAUGUAAAGCUAUCAGACAUUUGGCUGAUACAUCUACAGAGCGAUGGUUAGUUGACAAUAACGAAACCCCAUUAAAGAGAUCUCAACCAAGUAAUGUUACUGCAAACCUUUUAAAACGUUUAGGAACCCCCAAACAAAGUUCUGCUUGUGAAAUAAGUCAAAAACUUAAAAUAGAAGACGUCCAUAAGAAUAUAGAAAAUUUAAGUGCAACAACUGGAAUACAAGAUAAAUUAACUAAUCGGUUUUCUGUUGAAAAAACUCUGUCUAACCACUUAGGUUUAAACGGACGAUUGCUGAAAAGUGAAACUAAUCAGCGGAGAUGUUCUUCUGAUUUAGAUGAAGAUUGUGUAAUUGUAGACAGUUUUGAAUUAAACAAACAGGAUAUUGCACAAAGUACACAGCAAAACACACUUUCAAUGGAUAAAAAGAAUAUUUCAAAACAAAAUUUAACCGAGAGCAAUAUUAAAGCAAAAAAAAAUUUAACAAAAAUUGAAAAUAAUGUUAAAAUAAAUGAGGUCAAAAAAUCUGAAAAAGAUGAUUUAACACUUCAUGGAAAGAAUAUUCUUUAUCCCGAUUCUGUUGCUAAUUCGACCACUAAAAAAACUAAAGAUUUGGGAGAGAAGAAAAACAAGUCAAAGAAAGAAAAGGUUAAAAAUGAUAAAAUAAACAGCCUAUCUGUCGAUAUAAAUCAGCAGCUAGGAAAUGGUCAAAAAUUGUCAACUAAUCCAAUAUUAGAUAAGCAUAAAAGUCGAAAUUCAAAAGAUAUUGCCAUUAAAAAACUAUCGAAAAAUUAUGAUUUAUUAAAAAAAAAUUUAAAAACGAAAAAAUAUAAAUUAAAGAAAGAAAUGGCAAUAAAAGCGCUUGAUAUUAUAAAACAGGACUCACAUAAAGAUAAUAAAUACGAAAGUGAAGAACAUAAAACAGAUACUGUUCAGGUAAUAUCACCAAAAGGAGAAACUCAAAAACCCGAUCUUAAAACGAAAACAAAAGAAGAAUUGCGAAUUGAAAGUGUAAGAGAUUUUGUACAUGAUGAUUCUGACAAAGAAGAUAAAUUUAAUAAAAUUAGAGAAGAGUCUUCUAAAAAACUAAAGAUACCAACUAAAAAACAAGUACAAUUGCAGAACAGGACGGAAAGUGACGAAAGUAAUUUUGAAUCUGAUCUAAAAUUAGCCAUAUAUUUGUCUAAACAGCAAUUUGUGAAAGCAAGUGAAAAACAGAAACCCAAUGAUGUCAAAGAUAUUGAAAAUGAGACAAAAGCAGCGAAAGCAAAUAAAAAACAGAAAUCCAAUGAUAUCAAAAAUAUUGAAAAUAAGACAAAAGCAGAGAAAGCAAAUAAAAAACAGAAACCCAAUGAUGUUAAAGAUAUUAAAAAUGAGAUAAAAUCAGAGAAAGCAAAUAAUAAACAGAAACCCAAUGAUGUCAAAGAUAUUGAAAACGAGACAAAAGCUAAGAAAGUAAAUAAAAAACUGUAUUUCAAUGAUGUCAAAGUUAUCGAAAAUAAAAAUAACGAGGGUACUCAACCUGAAAUAAAGCAAAAAUCUGUACCGAUACGAACAAAGUUAGUAUCUUCAACCCUGCCUGAUGAUACAUUUUUCCAGAAUUCUAGUUCGGUGUGCAAUUCGACUGCAGUGGCAAAUAAUAUAGCAACAGAUCGACAAAUUCCAACACAUAUCGAAUCUACGCUUAAUAAUCAAACUCUUUACUCAAGUCAAUCGGAGUGUGAUUGUACAGUUGUAACAUCUACUACAAACGAUUUGCAAAAUUUACAACAAUCCUUAGAUCUGGAUAUUGGUCAGCAGACGAAGAAGGGCAUUAUAAUUUAUACGCCAACAAAGAAAACAUCAGCUCCUGCACAUAGCUUUUCUGAUGGUUGCUUUAAUAUAACUCAAGAUCAUCUAAGUAAUGUUAUUGGAGAACGAAGCGCUAGUAAAUUUCUCAAAUAUUAUUUAGGACCACGUCGUUUCGAUGCAAAUGCAACGGUCUAUUAUAAACCACCGAUGUCUCCUAUAAUGGAUGAAGCCACUGACAGUUCUGCAGAUGAUUUAGAAUAUGUUGGACUAUUUGGAGACCUACAUGUUUCGCUCAGUAAAAAUACUGAAUAAACUAAGAGCGCAGAUGUUAUAUAUAUGUAAUUAUAUUUUUUAAGAACAUAUAUUUACUUU
Teleopsis dalmanni is the source of this 3583-nucleotide messenger RNA. RefSeq names its product uveal autoantigen with coiled-coil domains and ankyrin repeats protein (gene cal1). The record is from RefSeq and is a predicted model, not a curated record. NCBI's taxonomy places the organism in Eukaryota, Metazoa, Arthropoda, Insecta, Diptera, Diopsidae. The transcript has 4 exons. The coding region runs from base 182 to 3523 and encodes 1113 amino acids.